GCCCAGAAACAGCUGUUGCCGACAGUCGCCAUAGUAUAAUUGCAGAACAGUCUGCAAUUUAGGCUAGAUUAUUGUUUUGUUGUUAAUUUAGACCUCAGUUGUGUGCAAAAAUGGCAGCGACCGUCAAAUUAUUCAAUCUAGUUAGAUCAAAUAUGUCGGCAAACAAACUGACCUACGGCUUGUUGGCUCCAAUGCAAGUUAGAAGCAAAUAUUAUUGUAUUUCGGAAGCUGACCCCAGUAUGCAGUUGAAGGACAUGAGCGAACGCGCCGUUCACAUUAUGUUUUGGACGGAGCUGAUGCGCGGACUGGGAAUCACAUUGGCCAAUCUAUUCAAGGAGCCGGCGACCAUCAACUAUCCGUUUGAGAAAGGACCUCUGAGCCCCAGGUUCCGUGGCGAGCACGCGUUGAGACGCUACCCAUCAGGAGAGGAGAGAUGUAUUGCCUGCAAGCUUUGCGAAGCAAUUUGCCCGGCUCAGGCAAUUACAAUCGAAGCUGAGGAGCGUGAGGACGGAAGUCGACGAACCACAAGGUAUGACAUUGAUAUGACCAAGUGUAUUUACUGUGGAUUUUGUCAGGAGGCAUGUCCCGUCGACGCCAUUGUCGAAGGACCUAACUUUGAGUUCUCGACCGAAUCGCGUGAGGAAUUGCUCUACAACAAGGAGAAACUGCUGAACAAUGGCGACAAAUGGGAGUCCGAAAUAGCUAGCAACAUAUACGCAGAUCACCUCUACCGAUAACUCUAGAAAACUAUUGCUGUAGUCAACUACAAUUUCAUUGUUAAUGCUCCUCUCCAUCGAGGAAUCAUGUCUCUCAGAUGUUGAUUGGAUGAGUCGUGAUUCUUGCAAAUUAACUCUAUGUAUAGCAGAAAUGUUCUAAAGUUAUUAUAAAUAAAUUGAAAUAGAAAACAA
Nilaparvata lugens (brown planthopper) is the source of this 908-nucleotide messenger RNA. RefSeq names its product NADH-ubiquinone oxidoreductase subunit 8 (gene ND-23). The coding region runs from base 111 to 737 and encodes 208 amino acids. NCBI's taxonomy places the organism in Eukaryota, Metazoa, Arthropoda, Insecta, Hemiptera, Delphacidae. The transcript has a single exon. Gene Ontology annotation, molecular function: 4 iron, 4 sulfur cluster binding; NADH dehydrogenase activity. Gene Ontology annotation, cellular component: membrane. The record is from RefSeq and is a predicted model, not a curated record. Gene Ontology annotation, biological process: mitochondrial electron transport, NADH to ubiquinone; mitochondrial respiratory chain complex I assembly.